AUGCCACACAGCUCCCAGCUGGCAGAACUGAGAUUUGAACGCUGCUAUUUGCCUAACCCAGAGCCAGAGCUCUCCAACUCCGAGCUAUGCUGCCUCAGUCAGAACCAGCUCCCCAUCUUCUGGGCCCCGUCGCCCUCUCCGCUCAUCUCCCAAGCCUGGCUGGGGGAGUGGGUGGGUGACCGGUCCCCGAAGAGCCAUGUGAACAGGGCCUUUAAGGAUCACACAAACGCGAUCACCUACUCAGACCCUCCAAGGAGUGUGGCCAGUCCCCCACCGCUCACUCCUUCACGACGGCCCAAAGAGGCGCGUUCUGCGGGAUGCCCCUUCUCCAAACCGAGGCUCAGCGAGACAGGCCACUUGUCCCAGGUCGCCCAGCAGCCGGCUGAGCGCCACUGUCCGGGGGCCACCACUGCGGCGGGGACGGAGGCGCGGGGGCGCGGGGCGCGCAGGGCAGCAGGGCGCGCGGGGCGCGCUUGGCCCGCCCCGCCCCGCGCCCCUCCUCCCGCUCCGCCCGCGCGGGGGGCGGCCCGGCGGCGGCGGCGCACGCUUCCUGCGGGCGCGGCCGCUGUGGGCGCGGAGCUGCGAGGCGGAGCCGGCCGCCGAGCCGGGAGCCCCGAGCCGAGCCGCGCGUCGCUCCAGCCGCCGGGCCGCGCCGCCGCCGAGCAGCCGCCCCGCGCGCCGCCCUCGGGAACAAAGGCGCCCGCCGCCGCCGCCAUGAAGCCGGGGCCACCGCACCGCGCCGGGGCCGCCCGCGGGACAGCCACCGGGGCCGGGAGCGCGGCCGGGCCCGGGGCCCGCGGGCUGCUCCUGCCUCCGCUGCUGCUGCUGCUGCUGGCGGGGCGCGCCGCGGCGGCUCAGCGCUGGCGCAGUGAGAACUUUGAGAGGCCCGUGGACCUCGAGGGCUCCGGGGACGACGACCCCUUCCCGGAUGAUGAGCUGGACGACCUCUACUCGGGGUCGGGCUCGGGCUACUUCGAGCAGGAGUCGGGCCUUGAGACAGCCAUGCGGUUCAGCCCAGAUGUGGCCCUGGCAGUGUCCACCACACCUGCUGUGCUGCCCACCAUGGACAUCCAGCCCGUGGGCACCCCAUUUGAAGAGCUCCCCGCUGAGCGCCCCACCCCAGAGCCAGCCACCAGGCCCCCAGUGGUGACAGAGGUCCCAGAAGAGCCCAGCCAGAGAGCCACCACCAUCUCCACUCCCACGGCUACCACUGCUGCCACAACCAUAGGGGCCCCGACGGUGGCCACGGUGCCUGCCACAGUGGCCACCGCUGCCCCCAGCAUCCCUGCGGCUCCCCCUUCCACGGCCACCACCUCUGUUGUAAGGACCACCGGCAUACGGAGGCUUCUGCCUCUUCCACUGACCACGGCAGCCACGGCCCGGUCCACCACCGCAGCGGCGCCCUCACCUCCCACCACGGUGGCUGUCCUGGACACCGAGGCCCCAACACCCAGGCUGGUCAGCACAGCUACCUCCAGACCAAGGGCCCUUCCCAGGCCAGCCACCGCCCAGGAGCCUGACAUCCCUGAGAGGAGCACCCUGCCCCUGAGGACCACUGCCCCUGGACCCACAGAGGUGGCUCAGACGCCAACUCCAGAGUCCUUCCUGACCACCAUCCGGGAUGAGGCAGAGGUGCCGGUGAGCGGGGGUCCCAGCGGGGACUUUGAGCUGCCGGAGGAAGAGACCACGCAGCCAGACAGAGCCAACGAGGUGGUGGCCGUGGGCGGGGCUGCGGCCAAGCCGUCACUUCCACCUGGGACACUGCCCAAGGGUGCCCGCCCAGGUCCUGGCCUCCUGGACAAUGCCAUCGACUCGGGCAGCUCGGCGGCUCAGCUGCCACAGAAGAGCAUCCUGGAGCGGAAGGAGGUGCUCGUAGCUGUGAUUGUGGGUGGGGUGGUUGGCGCCCUCUUCGCCGCCUUCUUGGUCACGCUGCUCAUCUACCGCAUGAAGAAGAAGGACGAGGGCAGCUACACGCUGGAGGAGCCUAAGCAGGCGAGCGUCACGUACCAGAAGCCUGACAAGCAGGAGGAGUUCUAUGCCUAGCGGAGCCACAGUGCCUCCCCGUAGCCUCAGCGCCACCCCUCCGCCCAGUCCCCAGUCCGGCCCCACCAGCUGUGGCCUGGGACUGGGCCUGGGAGGAAGCCUGGCCCCAGUUCAUCUCUGCCUGCCCACCCGAGGUCUGCCCAGACUGCCAGAUCUUCCCCAGGGGACAGGGGGCACUGCCAUCUGCCCCAGACUGUGCCCUUAUGAGCUCAUCUCUUGUCCCCCACCAGCCUGGGGCUUCAGGACCUCAUGUCAGAUGGACAGGAGGAAGGAAGCUCCUGAUUGGCUGGUGGAAGAAGGGGUGGGGCUUGAGCCCCAACCUGGCCCCACAGGGCUGGCUGAGGUCUCCUUUUGGGGGCAGAGAGGCACUCAGGCUGGUUUCCAGGACAAGCAUUUGGCAAGCUCAGCCCUUGAAAUCAUCAGGACACCACAACCUUGCGCUCCUGUCCCAGGGCCCCUCUCUGCCUGGGUGGGAGGGUAUCCCUUGUCACCAGCCUGUUUUAUUCUGGCCUCUCUAGGGUUGUGGGGUCGUUCUCCCCUCACUGCUGCCCGAUACACAUGCACCCACAGGCUUCACCUCCUCCCCAGUCUGCCCCUGAGGAAUUGGCUUCCCAAGGGCGCCCUGGCAGCCACUGGUGAGGAGGAGCUGGGCUGCUUGGACCUCCCUCUCGAGAGUGGACUCUGCACAGACACUGUCUCCCACACGGUCACACAUGUUGUCACACACAGAGACAAAAGCGUGCAAUGACAAAAUCAUACACAACCCUGACUACCCAGCCAAUCAAGACAUGUUACAGACACACACAUUCUUCCAAAGAUGUUUAUUCACACGUGUUUCUCACACGACCCCAAAAGCUUAUGGCAAUGCAAGUCACUAGCCAUCGUCACCCAGUGGUGACAGUGUGGCCUGCCUCCCUCUCUGUCCCCCCUGCCCGCCCCCCCUGCCCGCCGGCACCACACACAUGUCUCCAGCUUUCAGGCUCACUGGGGAGGGUGUAAUCAGGCCGGAACACUCAGCCCAUAUUGGGUCCCCUGAGUUGCCCUGUCACACUCAGUCCUCUCCAUGACACCCACACCAACCACACUGCCACCAAUCCCGGCGUGUCAGACACAAUCCCACCUGGAUGCACAAUCUCACCCCUCACAGCCCCGCUCUCACACUGGAGGAUGACAAGUGGGCCUUUUUCAGAAUAAUAAAGUGUGGUGUGGGGGGCUGUUGCCACAAGCCCCCUCAGGGCACUCCAGCCGGGCCUGGCUUCAGCCCUGCCUGCUUUCCUCCCCUCCGUGGCCUGCAAAGGGGUUGGUUCGGGGCCAGUCCCCAGCCAGCUGGGAGCCUUGCUGAGGAAGGCAGGCCGAUUCCUGGAAUUCGGCCUCGGGCUGGGGAGGGGGCUUGGGCCUCCCGGGGCCAGAGGCCCCGGGUGGGGAGGGAGCCUAUAGUCUGGCUCCUGGUCUCCCUGCAUCCCCCUCCGGCUCUGAGCUGGGGGCUGACUCUGCCUCCCAGGACACAAGUCUCCAAAGUGCCUGUGAGGGUGGGCCUGCCACCUGGGCCCUCUGCACCCUCUCCCCUGGGCCCCAGGCCCACCUCAGCCCCACCCUGGGGGCACCCUGGGCCCUGCCCGAGGACACCUGCCCGCUCAUUUGGCCUAACAACCUGGUGGUUCUCCUGGCUGCAGCUGGACGGAUGGAAGCUGGGAGCAGCGCAUCCAGCCGCACUGCCCCAGGAGGGGGGCUGAGAGCGGGGGCGCGGGGGUGUCAUAGGCCCUGGCCCGCCUCCCCCUUCUUUGCUACCUUUGCAAGUGGGGUCACUUCCGUAGAUAUUUUACUUGUGGGGUCACAACACAUUUUGGGGGAUGUACUUAGCGGGGGCCCUUGGAGCCAAGGCAUAUGGUCUGAGUUGUCGUCAGCUGGGGCUCACACCCCCACCCCUCACCCGCAACCCAGAUGAAAGUCAGGAACCCAGGUUUUAUUUCUGUUCCCUUUUCAAGACUGCCUGGCACCAGACUUCUGCAGGGUGAGGGGUGGGUGGUGAGGGUGAGGUUCCAGGAAGCUUCCACGGCCUGUCUUUUCCACCAUCCUACUUCCAGGCUGGGGCUCCAUCUUUCAGACCCCAUGCGCCUCCUGGCAGGGCCUGGAGUCUUGUGAGGGACCUAGCUGGCCCCAGCCUUUGGGAGGGUGGGAGUGGGAGGAGGCAUCCCGGGUCCACCGUCCGUUGGAGGUGACCUGGCCUCAGUCAUCCCUGGAGCAGAAGGGCUGGGGGAGGGGGAGACCAAAGUCCCAGUCUCCCUCUCCCCUGCUCCCUGGCGGGCUGCUGCCUUGGGGACAGCAGCUCUGGUGAGAAGGCCUGGGCAGGCCAAGGCUGAGAAACCAGGAAACGUGGAGGAGAGAGGACCUGGGGGGCAGCCCAGGGAAGCCCAGGGAUGCUGGGAUGGGGGUAGGAGACCCAGCAGUGGGUGCAGCUUCUGUCCGGGGCUGGAGCCCGUGGUGAGGGCGAGUCCAGCACAGGAUGGACGAGCUGAGUUUAGGCUGACUGGAGUGGCCUGCAUGGGUCCAGCCUGGACCCAUGAGAGCGAGGUCGGUUCCAAGGGCAAGCUGGUGCUCUCUGAGGUGCAAUGUGGGUGCGGGGCCAUACCCUGCCUGGGCACAUGGUGUGAUGCAUGCAGGGCCUGCCCAAAUAGGUCCCCAGACACCCCAGUGCUCCUGGGGAGGGGGUCCUACAGGGCCCUGGCAUUUCCUGGAAGCACGGCCAAUUCCAAAGGAGAAGGAGCUUGUAUAGCUUGAGAAUCUCUCUGGGGCCUUGGCUACCAGAGAACACGAGGCAGGCUGGGGCCUAGGAAGUUGGGGGUUGGGCCCACCCCCCAGCUGUGACUUCUAGAGCCCAGGUUGUCUCCCCAGGGGAGCACAAGGGAUACCGUUCCCGAAAGGCUGGUGCCCCUGUUCGCUGGAGGCGGGUGGAUGGUGGGCAGGGCUGGGACAGGCAGGUCUGCGGGCAGUGGCGUGCAGUGCUCAGGCUGGAGCCCCCUGGGGUUGGCAGAGCCAUCUGUCCGGGCUUCUAGGCUGGGGCCCUGGGCACAGGGAGCAGACUCAUCUCUGCCUCUUGGGGUGGGCGUGGCCACCACCUCCUCGGCUCUCCUGAAUUUCUUCUGACAGCCACCACCCUGGACUUGCUUCCCUGGCCUCCAGCCUGUAAAUAGAAGCCCACCGAGUGUAUACAGAUUUACAGAGACGCCGAGACUGGGCCCCAGCGUCGCCAUCUAAGGACCGAUGGCCCCGGCAUCUCCCAGGUGCUGACCUGGCAGCUCCAAGCCCCUGGCCCCAGCGUGGUGAAUGCAUGUAAAUAUUUUUCGUAGGCAGCGUGGCUCCAGAGAGCCCCGUGAAGACAGUGUCCCUUCUGUGCGUCCUUUCUCCUGUACAGAGCCCUCCAAGAACCCAACCUGGGGUGGGUGGGAGUUUGUCCUUCCCUCGCCCAGACCUUCCCUGCCCUCUCUCUCCCCAUAACUUGUUUAUUAACCAUACCUGUCCAGAGUUCACGGCCAAAACUUUAAAUAAGGUAAAGCGGAGGAAAAAGACUGAAAAAGAGACCCAGGUGCCUGUCUCGCUGUGGGGACACACCUGUCCCAGCCUUGUGAAGGAACUGUUUGGGUUUGUUUUUGUUUUUUGUUUGAUUGUUUUUUUUUUCUUUUUUAACACUUCCCGUGCUGUGCCCAUUUAUAAGAGAAAAUAAAAUUAAGCUGAAAUGA
This is a messenger RNA of Diceros bicornis minor, 5780 nucleotides long. It is a transcript of the gene SDC3, whose product is annotated as syndecan 3. The record is from RefSeq and is a predicted model, not a curated record. Gene Ontology annotation, cellular component: membrane; cell surface. Lineage: Eukaryota; Metazoa; Chordata; Mammalia; Perissodactyla; Rhinocerotidae. The transcript is spliced from 7 exons. The coding region runs from base 1 to 2043 and encodes 680 amino acids. Gene Ontology annotation, biological process: cell migration.